Molecule: messenger RNA, 969 nt
Organism: Striga hermonthica
Lineage: Eukaryota; Viridiplantae; Streptophyta; Magnoliopsida; Lamiales; Orobanchaceae
Source: the annotation of a GenBank genome assembly
AUGGAAGCUGGUGAAAUUGCAGUAGAUAGUGACGAUGAAAUUUUAGUUGGGACAUCUUAUACCCUUGCUAAUCCUACAACCCACCUGGCCAAGGAUGAGCCUUUUGAUAGCCAUGGAUUUGAAUCUCCUGCGAAGAAGAGGAAGAUCGUGGCCGACAAUCAAAGUGCACAAGAGAAAGCUAAAUCUGCAGCUGUCUCAAACUGUUACGUCUUCAAGAGUCGGCUCCAAGAAUAUUGUCAAAAGGCUGGAUUCACAACUCCAGUUUAUGAAACUAUCAAGGAAGGCCCUUCCCAUGAGCCGUUCUUUAAAUCAACUGUGAUCGUGAACAAUGAGAGAUACGAUUCUCUUCCCAGUUUUUUCAACCGUAAGGCAGCCGAGCAGUCAGCGGCCGAAGUUGCUCUAGUGGAACUCGCCAACUCCGCUGAUAUGAAAUUCGGGAUCUCCCAGCCUGUGCAAGAAACGGGCCUAUGCAAAAACGUGCUGCAAGAAUAUGCACAGAAGAUGAACUACGCCAUCCCCUUAUACGAGUGCCACAAGGUAGAGAAUCCUGGCAUGACAUCAGCGUACUCAUGCGUGGUUGAGAUUGGGGGCAUCAAAUACAUUGGGGCCUUGGCAAACACAAAAAAGGAAGCCGUGAUCAAAGCUGCUCGAACAGCCAUGAUAGCCAUCCAAUCAUCUGACUCCAACUUUGAAGAUAGGACGAGCAACUCUCUCUACACAGUUCUCCCGCAGAAAAAGAAGUCAUCUAAUAACGGAAUUAGUACCACCAUCAAGAAGGAUAGCACUAAAGUGGGGCCCCCAAAAAAGAAAAAAGGCGGUUCUAAAAGGAGGGUUUUCAAGAAGCGGAAGUCCGGUCACGUUUUUCUGGAGGCGAAAACGAAUGGUGGGGAUGGAUUGGGGUCGGACGGGGUCAAAAUUGGGAACACUUGUAUUUCGGAUGACUGUGAUACGAUUCUUAAAAGUUCUUGA